AUGUUGGGGCUAUGGAAGUGGUACCAGAGAUGUCUGACCGUCCACCCGGUGAAGACCCAGAUCGUCAGCUCCGGGAUCCUCUGGGGCUUGGGAGAUGUCGCGGCGCAGAGGGUCACCCAUUCCACGCUGAGAAAGCUGUCCGAUGACUCAGUGACGGCGGUAUGUCGCGCUAUCAUCGUCGUGCUAUCUAUCAUCUGCCUUUGUUGUCUUUAUUGUUGGGAAAAUCCCUUUUUCUGGUUCUGGCCGUUGCGUGGAUUUGGGGGAUUCCUGCUGCGAAUGCUCGCAUUUGUACUAAGCAAUGGAUAUUUUUCUGUUAAGUCUUCCCCCCCGGGGAUUUGCUGGUUUUCUCUCGUUUCUUGAAGAUCGAUGAAUGAAAUUUGUGGCUUCCGGGGAAAUCUUUUGCUUCUACUCGUGACUGGACACCUAUUUUAUUUUAUCGCGGUGAGUUUUUUUUUUCAUUCUUUUGAAUUCGGCGAGGACGUUGAUAGAUUCGUUUGUUUCUGCUCUCGAACGUGGGAGAUUACGGGAAGCACUCAGAGAAAAUUUGCUCGAACUAUUUAAAAAAGAUAUAGAAAUGCGGAGAAGGAACGUGAAUGAAAUGUGUGGUCAGUGGUCUUUAUCAAUUGUGUCAAUUCCUCUGGUCGCUAGUGUGAGAAACGCAUUACGCGUACCUUUUCCUCUGGCUAUGCCUUGACGAAGACAAAAAACGUAAAGUUUUUUUUAUUUGAAAUAAUUUUACGAGGUAUCAGAGAAAGUCGGUAGUUGCACUGUUGCCGCUAUUGUGGAUAUGCGGUCUAUUUAAGGCUUUAAAUCACAUCCUUUUGGUUGCAGUUCACCUCAAGAUAAUGUGCUUGUGAGCUGGGAAUGACUUCUGAAGUAGAAUCUCUUGGUGGGAGCUCCGUUUUUUUUGCUUCGGAGAAAAUCUUAUCCUACAUUGUUAUCAGUGGAAACUCUCUAUGUCAUUAGUUUCUUAGUAGCUCCAUCAUUCAGAAUGGCCACGGAUAGGAAGUAGUGACUUUAACUUGUGGUAUUGUGUUAGGUGUUUUGACACAGUUUUUUAGAAUUCAUGUGGUUCCUUUGUGUUAUAGUAUUGAACAUUUUAACACAGAAAAAUAGUAUUUCCCGUUGCUGUUUUUGGAAGGUAUGGCUACUUUGCCAUCGGAUAUUUGAGUGACAUUUAAGUUGGAAAGUAUUUUAGGCGAAUAUCCAUCAUUCUGGUGAUUGGCCAGUCCUUGCCUGAUUGGUUGAAUCAGACUGGACUUUAACAAGCCCAGAUUCAUCGGGCAACACAAUUAUAUAUGGGUAAAGUAAAGAAUCUAAGAUGAAAUCAUGUUUGCCUGCUAGUUUGGGACCACAGUGGGAUCAGUGUAGAUCAGGAGCUUUCGUGAACAAGUUCGCCGUUUUAAGGCCCUUAGAUCUUUUCAAGUGAGUACUAUUUUUUGCAUCUCGUUUUUGCGCUUGUUUGUGGCCACAAUGUUGACAAAGGCACCUUUCUAUGCACUGCUUUGCAAUUUUGUAACGUCAUUAGAUCGAAUGUCAGAAACUUUUAUACUUGUAGACUGAUGCACUACGCACUAUGGUGUUCAAAUGCUUGCUGACGAUCCAACUUCUGAGAUUUUAGUGAAUGAGUUAGUGCGUAACGGAUGCCUUUGGAAUAAAUACUCAUCAUAUUCAGAUCCCGAAUCAAAAUCCUGACGAAGCAAAUCUUAAAAAAGGUCGGCUGUUUUUUUUAAUGAAUUGUUUUCAAUAAGAUUCAUACAUGGGAUUGGUUUCUGUUUCCUGGAUGGCCUGUACCUGGGGCCUGGACUUCUGGACCAUGCAUUUGACCCUAAAAAUUCUAAAUCUACUCAAACAUCCCUGAUCAUCUGGCUGGGGAUUCUCUUGCUUCAUGUCACAAUUAUUUUCAACGAUUACUGUCUAUCUUUAUCAUUAUGCAGCUUUCUCAUCUCAACCUCCCCUCCCCAGCCCCCCACAACACGCAUACACAGAGAGGAAAGGAAAGUGAAAAACAGAAACAGGCUCUAUUCAUGCAGGAUAUAUAAAAGAAUGUGUUAGCUCUCUUCUUUGGGGGUUUCAAAUGGAUACACUAUCUUUCUCCACAUUGAUGAUCAGGAAUACCACUUUCAUAAUCCAAUUCAUCUGGUUUCUGAUUAGGAAAACUUUUGAUCGUCAGUCGUCUUUGAUAAUAUUUAGUACAGUAGCCCCGUGUCCGUUUUGUCUCAGGAUCCGUUUAUCUGAUUUAGAAUCACGCUUUUUCUGUAUGAGCAUAUAUGAGUAUAAGUGUAAAUACACGUAUAUGUCCAUAGAUAACUGUAUAACCUGGCCUUGUCUGCUGAUGAUUUUAAAAUCGCGCUGUUUACAAUUUUCUAUGUCUGAGAUUCAUUGUGGAUGUCCUUGUUUCCUGUAUUGUAGUCCACCCUCUCUUACAAUUUUCCCUCUAAAUAAAUGUAAUUAAUUCUGUCACUUUGCCCAUCAACUUUGUGGUAGCAGCUGUGUUUUUUUCCUUGGGUUUUUUAUCAUGGAAUUUAUCUAACUUAGUAAGAAGAUGUCAGACUAUUAGGAGAUCUCUCUGUAUUGAUAAUUCAUCUUAUUUUCUCCUGUUUAUCAUGUUCGAAGCCUAAUAUGCCUAGUUCCUUCAUAAAUUCUGCCGAUUCGUCUAUUCGUUUUGUUUCAAUAAUGUCAUCGUGAACAACGUGAUAUGGGGGUUUCUUAUGUAAAAAAUAAUCUGGAUAUGAAUGCAUGGAACUUUUGAGUCUGGCAAAACCACGUCAAUGGCGUAAAAAAUAUACGACUAAAUGAAAAUCACGCGGUAGAGUGGGGGUGGUCUCGAGCAUCAAAUGCCACUCUUGCUAAUCUAUUUUUUUUCGAUUUUGUUUCUUAUUAGGAUAUUGAUAGAGACUUCAAGAUCAGUUGGAGAAGGGUGGCUAUAUCAAGCAUGUUUGGGUUUGCAUUUGUCGGACCAGUGGGACAUCACUGGUUAGUGUUCUCUCAUACUGGAAAUAUGUUUUUCUUAGAAUAUUCCCCUUGCUUGUUCUGUGGGUCACCUGGAUAAUGUGCUUCUCAUUUAUUCUCUUGAGGUUGAACACUCGGUUCAUCUGAUCAUCUGUGCAUGUAGAGUGCAAAAAACGGACAAGUAUGGAAAAAAGAGGAAAAAACUAGCGGGCGGAUGCUUAUAUGUCCAAGUUAAGUAAAAUUUUAAGAAAACCUAGAAUUGAUAAAUUAUUAUAUAUGAUUGUUUUUUUGGUGAAUGCGUGUGGGAACAGGUGGGAGGUCGGCUCAUAAGUGUGACUUUUUUGUAUGGAUUUUAGUCAGCAAUGUUCCCGAAUUAUCUUAAUCAGCAAUUAUCUUGAUCAGUUCACAGAUAAAUCUUUUUUUUUUUUUUUGGUUAAUUUGAAGGCAUCACAUGUUUAUUGAUGUUAUCCUAUGCGUAUACAUUCUUGCUUUAUAUAUUGACAAAAGCAAACUGGAAGGAACCCCACACUGUUUUUCCUUCGUGUGAUAUUAGAAACUGGGAGUUGAUUAUUUCUCUGAUCCGUUCAGGUACGAGUACUUGGAUCGAUUCAUUAGGGGACGACUACAGCUGAAACCCAAGUCAAUGAAAUUUGUGGCGACAAAAGUUGCAGCGGACGGACUCAUUUUUGGACCAUUGGAUCUUCUGGUUUACUUCUCAUACAUUGGGUUGGCCUCGGGAAAGAGCAUACCUCAAGUCAAAGAAGACGUGAAGAGGGAUUUCCUGCCGGGCUUUGCAGUCGGUGGCGGGGUGUGGCCGUUGAUCCAGGUUGCGAAUUUCAGAUUUGUCCCUGUCAGAUACCAGCUUCUGUACGUCAACGUCUUCUGCCUGCUGGAUAGCUCCUUCUUGUCUUGGCUCGAGCAGCAGGGAGAUGCUUCUUGGAAGCAGUGGUUCACAUCGUUUCUGGGCUUGGAGGAUCACAAGGGUCAGGGUUGA
This is a messenger RNA of Spirodela intermedia, 3946 nucleotides long. NCBI's taxonomy places the organism in Eukaryota, Viridiplantae, Streptophyta, Magnoliopsida, Alismatales, Araceae. The record is from the annotation of a GenBank genome assembly.